UCUACUAAAGUAAAACAACUACCAAACAACAAACAAAACAAAAUGUUCAAAUAUUUCGCUCUCGUUUUCGUCGCCCUCUUCGCCUUCGCUGCUGCUGAGCCCAAACCAGCUGUCGUCGCUGCGCCCUUCGCAUACUCAGCCCCAUUGGUUGCUUCACCCUACGCUGCCGCCUAUGCUGCUCCCUACGCCGCUUACGCCGCUUCUCCCUACGCCGCCUACGCUUCACCCUAUGCUGCCUACUCCGCUUACCCAUACAGCGCCGCCUAUGUGCUCCGCAAGUAGAUGGAAUAUAGCAGCAAAUCUGUGAUAGUAAUUGGAACUGAUUGGA
This is a messenger RNA of Rhagoletis pomonella (apple maggot), 328 nucleotides long. RefSeq names its product cuticle protein 16.5-like. The record is from RefSeq and is a predicted model, not a curated record. Lineage: Eukaryota; Metazoa; Arthropoda; Insecta; Diptera; Tephritidae. The coding region runs from base 43 to 282 and encodes 79 amino acids. The transcript has 2 exons.